AUGUCGACACCUCCGCCACAACCCCCAGCACCUUUCGGUGGUGCUGUGGCAGCUGCCAAUACGUUGCAGCAGGUUGAGGAACAUCUCUCGUCGGGAACCAAGCCCGUCGACGACGACUCAGCAACUUCAGCAAUCUCCGAUGAGACCAGAGACAAAGACAUCCAGGACCUCGCGCGCACUUUCACCCGGCUGUCGCAGGAGAAAAAUGUCGCGUGCGUGUCUGACGAGGCAAUCAACACCUUUCUCGAUCCUACACGAGACCCCGAACUUGACCCAAAUUCCUCCGACUUCAGUUCGCGCAAAUGGGUUCGCAACACACUGCAGAUGACUUGCAACCCUGGUCGGUUUCCCCGGCCGUACCGCCGGUGUCUCUUGAACUUUGCCAACGUCUGGCUGAAAAUGUUCGACGGGGCUCGCCAUUUACUGGGGCUGGGCAAGAAAGUUCGCAUUGAUAUUCUGCGCGACUUCGAAGGGUUGGUGGAACACGGCGAAAUGUUGGUGGUCCUUGGUCGUCCUGGCAGUGGAUGCUCGACAUUCCUGAAGACGAUUGCCGGUGAAACCCAUGGUCUUUUCUUGGAUGAAGGGGUCGACGUGCAGUACGAGGGACUUACAUGGGAGGAGAUGCACAGUCGAUUCCGGGGCGAAGUACUAUACCAGGCUGAAACCGAAAUCCACUUCCCACAGUUAACUACAGGCGAAACCUUGCUUUUCGCAGCCCAGGCGCGCACCCCGAACAAUCGUCUACCUGGUGUGACUCGCGACCAAUAUGCUCAGCAUAUGCGAGACGUGAUCAUGGCCAUGCUUGGUCUUUCGCACACGAUGAACACGAAAGUAGGGAGCGACUUCAUCCGCGGCGUAUCGGGGGGUGAGCGCAAACGUGUUAGCAUUGCUGAAACCACCUUGUGUGGGAGUCCACUGCAAUGCUGGGAUAACAGUACCCGUGGGUUGGAUAGUUCUACUGCGCUGGAAUUCGUGAAAAAUCUGCGCCUCGCCAGUGAAUACAGUGGCACCACCGCUACCAUCGUGCUCUAUCAGGGUCGCCAGAUCUUCUUCGGUCGGGCUGAUGAGGCACGUCGGUUUUUCAUGGAGAUGGGAUUCGAUUGCCCAAGUAGACAAACCACCGCGGAUUUCUUAACCUCCCUCACGAGCCCGUCGGAACGUGCGGCGCGCCCUGGCUUCGAGAACAAGGUUCCUCGAACUCCUGAUGAGUUUGCGGCGCGCUGGAAGGAAAGUCCUGAACGUGCCAAGCUUCUGGAGGAGAUUGCAGCCCACAAGGCCCAGAACCUGGAAAAACACCGUGACGCCUUCGACCGUUCGCGGGCGGCUGAAAAGGCCAGGGGCACCCGUGCUUCAUCCCCUUAUACUCUCUCAUACCCAAUGCAGAUUCGCCUCUGUUUGUGGCGAGGAUUCUUGCGGUUGAAGGGUGAUAUGAGUGUGACUAUUGCAUCCGUUCUCGGGAACACCAUCAUGGGUAUCAUCAUCUCCACGGUCUUCAUCAACUUGCCGGACAAUACGAGCAGCUUUUUCCAACGAGGAUCUUUGCUCUUCUUUGCCAUUCUGAUCAAUGCUUUCGCAAGCGCCCUGGAGAUUCUUACCUUGUGGCAACAGAGACCCAUUGUGGAAAAGCACUACAAGUAUGCUCUUUAUCACCCGUCUGCAGAAGCAAUUAGCUCCUACCUCGUUGAUCUACCGGCGAAAUUCAUGAUGGCUGUUACCUUCAACCUGAUCAUCUAUUUCAUUCCGGAUCUCCGUCGAACAGCCGGUCACUUUUUCAUCUUCUUUCUGUUCUCGUUCAGCACCACCCUUGUGAUGUCGAAUAUGUUCAGAUGGAUCGGAGCUGCUUCCCGAACUAUGGCACAGGCCACGGUUCCAGCAUCUAUUUUCAUGUUGGCUCUCGUUAUCUACACCGGCUUCGCGAUCCCCACUCGCGAUAUGCACCCCUGGUUCAGAUGGCUGAACUGGCUCAAUCCCAUCGCGUACUCUUUCGAGUCUCUCAUGGUCAAUGAGUUCAGUGACCGGCAGUUCAACUGCACAGCCUAUGUUCCCGCUGGCGUUGGCUACGAGCAUGUCUCAUUAAGCAACACUAUCUGUGCCGAGAAAGGCGCUGUUGCCGGCCAACCCUUUGUGGACGGAGAUGCGUACAUCAACACCACAUACGAGUACUACAAGGAGCACCUGUGGCGCAAUUUCGGUAUCCUGGCCGCUUUCUACGUCUUCUUCCUUGCCCUCUACAUCAUCACCAGCGAGUUCAUUCGCGCCAAGCCCUCCAAGGGUGAAAUCCUGGUCUUCCCACGUCGCCAUAUCCCCGCCUUCGCGAAGAAACCUCCCAGUGAUGAUGCUGAGAAUUCUCUCACGGAAAAGGGUCAAGUUGUGAGAGAAUCGCAGGACCAGACCGCUCAUCUUGCCAAACAGACCUCCAUCUUCCAUUGGGAAAAUGUCUGCUACGACAUUAAAAUCAAGGGACAACCCCGUCGCAUCCUCGAUGGUGUCGAUGGAUGGGUGAAACCGGGCACCUUGACGGCUUUGAUGGGUGUAACGGGCGCGGGAAAGACAUCUCUGCUUGAUGUGCUCGCGAAUCGGGUCACCACUGGUGUCAUUACCGGCGACAUGCUUGUGGAUGGACGGCCAAGAGAUGGCUCAUUCCAACGGAAGACCGGCUAUGUUCAGCAACAAGACUUGCACCUGGAGACCAGUACCGUUCGCGAGGCGCUGACCUUCAGUGCUCUUCUCCGUCAACCGCACAGCAUUCCUUACAAAGAAAAGGUUGCAUACGUCGAGGAGGUAAUCAAGAUGCUUGAUAUGGAGGAGUACGCGGAGGCGAUCGUCGGUGUGUUGGGGGAAGGCCUGAAUGUUGAGCAACGGAAACGGUUGACCAUUGGUGUGGAAAUCGCCGCCAAACCCGACUUGCUUCUCUUCUUCGAUGAGCCGACAUCGGGUCUCGACAGUCAAACGGCCUGGUCGAUCUGUUCCUUGAUGCGGAAGCUCGCGGACCAUGGUCAAGCGGUGCUGUGCACUAUCCACCAGCCUUCGGCUAUCUUGAUGCAACAAUUCGAUCGGUUAUUGUUCCUGGCCCGGGGUGGACGGACGGUCUAUUUCGGUGAUUUGGGCUCCAAUAUGCAGACGCUGAUAAAGUAUUUCGAGGAAAAGGGUUCGUCUCGCUGUCCCGACAACGCCAAUCCGGCCGAGUGGAUGCUUGAGGUCAUCGGAGCGGCGCCUGGAUCCCAUGCCGAUCGCGAUUGGGCUACGGAAUGGACCAACAGUCCUGAACGCAAACGUGUGCGGGAGGAACUCGCGCAGAUGAAAGCGGAAUCGCUUCAGAAGCCUAUAUCUCCGGCGGCGACAGGGUAUGGCGAGUUUGCCGCGCCCAUCUGGUAUCAGUUCUUGAUCUGUAUUCGCCGGAUGGUUCAGCAAUACUACCGGAGUCCGGGAUAUUUGUACUCGAAGGCCGCUAUGUGUGUCUUUCCGCCCGUUUUCAUUGGAUUCAGUUUCUGGCGCGAACCCAACAGCCAGCAGGGACUUCAAAACCAAAUGUUCGCCAUUUUUAUGCUGCUCAUGAUCUUCCCCAAUCUGGUCCAACAAAUGAUGCCCAGUUUCUGUGUUCAGCGUGCCUUGUAUGAAGUGCGCGAGCGUCCGUCCAAGGCAUACUCGUGGAAAGCCUUCAUGCUGGCCAGCAUCUUCGUGGAACUCCCGUGGAAUCUCAUCAUGGCCGUCCCCACCUUCUUUUCGUGGUACUAUCCUAUCGGUCUGUACAGGAACGCGCCGGUCGGGGAAGCUAUGAAUCGUGGCGGAACCAUGUUCUUGCUGAUUCUGAUCUUCCUGAUGUUCACCUCCACAUUCAGCUCCAUGAUGAUUGCCGGCAUUGAGCAGCCAGAGACCGGUAGUAACAUUGCACAGCUGCUCUUCUCGUUGUCCUUGGUAUUCUGUGGUGUCUUGGCUCAGCCCGGCCAGUUCCCUCAUUUCUGGAUCUUCAUGUACCGAGUAUCUCCGUUCACGUAUCUCGUGUCCGAUGUGCUGUCUGUCGGCCUGGCCGGCAACUCCGCCCACUGCUCGGACAUCGAAUGGUUGACGAUUCCACCUCCAAAGGACAUGACCUGCGGAGAUUAUCUUGGGGACUAUGUCAGGCAAAUGCAGGCCAGCCUCAGGGACUGGAACGCGACGAGCGACUGCCAGGUGUGCUCCAUCACCACGACCGAUGCGUUCUUGGCGAAUAUCGGGAUUAAGUUCUCGGAGCACUGGCGCAACGUGGGGCUCUUGUUUGUGUACAUUGGCUUCAACAUCGUCAUGGCCGUUUUUCUGUACUGGCUGGUGCGGGUUCCUAAGAACUGGUCGCGCACGGUGAAGAAGGAGUGA
This is a messenger RNA of Penicillium chermesinum, 4350 nucleotides long. Its product is annotated as pleiotropic drug resistance family ABC transporter. The record is from RefSeq and is a predicted model, not a curated record. Gene Ontology annotation, cellular component: membrane. Lineage: Eukaryota; Fungi; Ascomycota; Eurotiomycetes; Eurotiales; Aspergillaceae. Gene Ontology annotation, molecular function: ATP hydrolysis activity; ATP binding; ABC-type transporter activity. The coding region runs from base 1 to 4350 and encodes 1449 amino acids. Gene Ontology annotation, biological process: transmembrane transport. The transcript is spliced from 6 exons.